AUGGAAGCAAUUCUGGACGCACUACUAGACGUACCAAGCAACGACGCCGAGUUCGACGGUCUCUGGAAGAGGAUGAUGGAGACGACGCCGAGCGCACCAGGGCUGUUCCUGUCGCCACCUCAGCGGCAGAGCAAACCAAGCUCCGACCAGAACAUCGCCACGGCAGCAGACCAGCCCACGACCAUCGGCUCGCCCAGCGUCGCGACCGACUCACCUGCGCCAUCUAAACCGUCCCGCGCCAAGCCGGUCCUGGCCAUCCGUGCGCCGCCCCUAGGACUGAUACAGGGAGCAAAACCGGCGAAGCGUCUUACUUCCCGGCCGGCCCAGAAGAGACCACCACCGGUCAUUGGCGUGCGGAUCCAGCGAUCUUCCGCAGCCAAUGCGAGAAAAUGGGCUGCACUCAUGGCCGAGCCAUCCCUGCCGAGCAACAGCAAUCAGCGGCGAGGCAACCCACGGCAACCCGCGCCAUCCAGACGACGACGAAUCGCACCGGCAGAGAGACGAAAGGAGACUUUGGUCGCCCUCUUCGGUGACCCAUUGUCUGACUUAGAGGAGGAGCCCGCGAGCAAGGCGCCAGCCACCGCGUCCUGCGAACCUCUACCGCUGCCCGCGGCCGGGCCAGGGCACCCAGCGCGACCGACGACGGCCGACCCACGGGUCCACGCCAUCACCAACGCGCCGCGGAAGGUCGCCGAUCCCGCACUACCAACCAGUACUAGGGCACGGAAGCAAAGAGCACCAUGCAGUAACGCCGCCAACGCACCGCCAGGAGGCGAUCACCGAGUUCCCCGCCGGCGCCCCCACCCCUCCCCAACAACGUGA
Messenger RNA from Solenopsis invicta (red fire ant), 822 nucleotides. Its product is annotated as transcriptional regulatory protein AlgP-like. Bases 1 to 822 code for a protein of 273 amino acids. The record is from RefSeq and is a predicted model, not a curated record. The transcript has a single exon. Lineage: Eukaryota; Metazoa; Arthropoda; Insecta; Hymenoptera; Formicidae.